Molecule: messenger RNA, 1270 nt
Organism: Esox lucius (northern pike)
Lineage: Eukaryota; Metazoa; Chordata; Actinopteri; Esociformes; Esocidae
Gene: cxcr2
Product: chemokine (C-X-C motif) receptor 2
Exons: 2
Coding region: 132-1214 (360 amino acids)
Biological process (GO): immune response; neutrophil chemotaxis; G protein-coupled receptor signaling pathway
Cellular component (GO): membrane
Molecular function (GO): C-X-C chemokine receptor activity
Source: RefSeq, a predicted model, not a curated record
AGACACCGGAGGACUUCGGUUUAUUUAGAGUAAGCUACUGAAAAAGCCUUUAGUUUCUGAGUAUCACGUGCUGAGACAGACACUGUGGUUUGUGCUGCUUUGCUCAGGUUUCAACAAGCUGGCAUAAGGACAUGCCCGAAAUGGAAGUUGACUUCACAGAUCCAGAGAACGAAAGCUACAGUUACAUUGGUGAGAAUGCCUACGAUGAGUACAUGGGCCCCUGUGAACCCUUCAUAGUGGGCCUGAGCAGCCUCGGCCUGAUGGUGACCUACAUCCUGGUGUUCGUCUUCAGCGUGUUUGGCAACAGCGUGGUGAUCUACGUGGUGUCCUGCAUGGCACGGGGCCGGACCACCACGGACGUCUACCUGAUGCAUUUGGCCCUGGCCGACCUCCUCUUCUCCCUCACGCUGCCCUUCUGGGCGUUCUACGUCUACUCCCACUGGAUUUUCGGGACCUUCCUCUGCAAGUUCCUGUCCGGCCUGCAGGACGCAGCAUUCUACGGCGGGGUCUUCCUGUUGGCGUGCAUUAGCGUGGACCGCUACCUGGCCAUCGUGAAGGCCACGCGGGCACUGUCCCAGAGGCGCCACCUGGUGGGGAUGGUGUGCGGAGUCGUGUGGCUGGGGGCGGGGCUUCUCUCGCUGCCCGUGGUACUCCAGCGGGAGGCCAUCACGGAAGAGGAUCUUGCUAAUCACACCAUCUGCUACGAGAACCUGGGAGAGGACAACAGCGACCAGUGGCGUCUGGGCGUGCGGGUGCUUCGCCACGGGCUGGGCUUCUUCCUGCCACUGAUGGUCAUGGUCGUCUGCUAUAGCUGCACGAUGGUGAAGCUGUUCAGCGGCGUGCGCAACGGCGGCCAGAAACACAAGGCCAUGCGCAUCAUCCUGGCCGUGGUGCUGGCGUUCAUGGCUUGCUGGCUGCCGCGCAACAUCAGCAUCCUGGUGGACUCUUUGAUGCGGGCCGAAUUCCUGGGCGAGACGUGCGCCUUCCGGAACAGGGUGAACGUGGCUCUGUAUGUGACCGAGGUGAUGGCCUUCAUGCACUGCGCCAUCAACCCGGUGCUGUAUGCCUUCAUCGGGCAGAAGUUCCGGAACCAGCUUCUGGCGAUCCUCCACAAACACGGGCUGAUCAGCAAGAGGGUGCUGAUGACUUACCACAGGGGCUCGAACCACAGCAUUGCCAGCCAGAGGUCCAGGAACACCUCUGUCACCAUGUAAUGUGUCUAGAAAGAGCGGGAUGUGUUUUACUGGUUCCUCAAGCUAUCAUAUAUAUA